UCCGCGGUGUCUCGUCAAGGGCCGGAGCUCCAAAAGAAGCCCCUUCCAUUUUUUAAUCUCGGCGAGAGACGGUGGCGAGGCUACAAAUAAAGAAAGCUGGAGCUCUCCCUCCCAUCCUAGAGCGACGACGUGGUGAGCUGCUCUUCUUCUUCCCCCACCCCCCCUUCUUCGUGGCCUGCGGCGGGUGUGGUGUUUGGUCAGGACUCGGGAGGUUUAUUAAGGGCGGUGCCCCGUUCUUGAUGAGUCUCUGAGGAAGGAAGUUUGGCCACGAAGAGGAGGAGGAGGAGGAGUGAUUUGUUGCCUCGUUUGGUCGUAUAUCUGUGGGAUUCCGUGGUUUGUUUGUCAGUCCGAGGCGGCGGCAAACAAAGGGGUGUCAAUGGCGCCGUCGUGGUGGGGGAGGGAGCAGCAGCCGGCGAGGGCCAAUGGCGGCGGGACUCCCGUGGUGGUGAAGAUGGAGAACCCCAACUGGUCGAUCUCGGAGGUGGAGCCGGAGCUUGGGCCCGGGUCCCCCGCGGGGCUGGCCGGCGGCAAGGCCGGGCGGGGGAAGAACGCGCGCCAGAUCACCUGGGUGCUGCUCCUCAAGGCGCACCGCGCGGCGGGGCGGCUCACGGGGGCCGCCACGGCGGCGCUGGCGGUGGCCGCCGCCGCGCGCCGGCGGGUGGCGGCGGGCCGGACGGACUCCGACGCGGCCCCCGGGGAGAACACGGCCCUCAGGGCCCGCUUCUACGGCUGCAUCCGCGUCUUCCUCGCGCUCUCCCUGCUGCUGCUGGCCGUCGAGGUCGCCGCCUACCUCCAGGGCUGGCACCUCGAGAUGCCCGGGCUCGACGCCAUGGACGGGCUCUUCGCCGCCGCCUACGCCGGCUGGAUGCGCGUUCGCCUCCGGUACCUCGCGCCGCCGCUGCAGUUCCUCACCAACUCCUGCGUCGUCCUUUUCCUCAUCCAGAGCGUCGACCGCCUCGUCCUCUGCCUCGGCUGCUUCUGGAUCAAGCUCAAGGGCAUCAGGCCCGUGCCCCAGGCCAGCGACAAGGAGGAUGUCGAGGCCGGCGCCGAGGACUUCCCCAUGGUUCUAGUCCAGAUGCCCAUGUGCAACGAGCGGGAGGUUUACCAGCAAUCCAUAGGUGCAAUUUGCAACCUGGAGUGGCCAAGGUCAAACUUCUUGGUGCAGGUAUUGGAUGAUUCUGAUGAUCCUACCACUUCGGCGCUUAUCAAGGAGGAGGUAGAGAAAUGGCAGCGAGAGGGCGUGCACAUUGUAUACCGGCACCGGGUGAUCCGGGAUGGCUACAAGGCUGGAAACCUCAAAUCAGCAAUGAACUGCAGUUAUGUGAAAGACUACGAAUAUGUUGUCAUCUUUGAUGCUGAUUUCCAACCACAAGCGGAUUUCCUGAAGCGAGCCAUGCCCCAUUUCAAGGGAAAGGAUGAUGUUGGGUUGGUUCAGGCAAGAUGGUCUUUUGUAAACAACGAUGAGAACUUGUUGACUAGAUUACAAAACAUAAAUCUGUGCUUCCACUUUGAGGUGGAGCAGCAAGUGAAUGGCGCAUUCCUCAACUUCUUUGGGUUCAAUGGAACUGCGGGAGUGUGGAGAAUCAAGGCGCUUGAGGAUUCCGGUGGGUGGAUGGAGAGGACAACAGUGGAGGACAUGGACAUUGCUGUCCGAGCACAUCUCAAGGGAUGGAAGUUUCUCUACCUGAAUGACGUUGAGUGUCAAUGUGAGUUGCCAGAAUCAUAUGAAGCAUACAGAAAGCAGCAGCACCGGUGGCACUCAGGUCCCAUGCAACUGUUUAGACUCUGCUUCGUGGACAUUAUAAAAUCUGAGAUUGGAUUCUGGAAGAAGUGCAACCUCAUAUUUCUAUUCUUCCUCCUCCGCAAGCUCAUCUUACCCUUCUAUUCUUUCACCCUUUUCUGUGUCAUCCUUCCCAUGACAAUGUUUGUUCCUGAAGCUGAACUUCCUGCAUGGGUUGUGUGCUACAUUCCAGUAACAAUGUCCAUCCUUAGCGUCCUCCCAUCCCCAAAAUCCUUCCCAUUCAUUGUUCCAUACCUUCUCUUCGAGAACACGAUGUCAGUAACCAAGUUCAAUGCCAUGAUUUCUGGCUUGUUCCAGCUCGGGAGUGCCUAUGAGUGGGUCGUCACCAAGAAAUCAGGUCGUUCUUCCGAGGGCGAUCUUGUCGCCCUCGUCGAGAAACACUCCAUGCAGCAGCAAAGAGUAGGGUCCGCGCCCAACCUUGACGCGCUAGCAAAGGAGGAAUCACUUCCCAAAAAGGAUUCCAAGAAGAAGAAGCACAAUAGGAUCUACAGGAAGGAACUGGCACUGUCAUUCCUCCUGUUAACAGCAGCGGCUCGCAGCGUGCUGUCUGCCCAGGGCAUCCAUUUCUACUUCCUCCUGUUCCAAGGGGUCUCAUUCUUGGUAGUCGGCCUCGACCUAAUCGGUGAGCAAGUGGAGUGAUAGCAAAUGAAGAAGAGUAUAACUGGGUUCCCUUUUUUCAUUGAAGAUACUUUGCAAGCAUCAAAUGGCCCUUUGUAAAAGGAGAAGAGCGCGGCAUUGUUUUGAUGCUUACAUGAGCAACUUCUGAUCCCUACCCCAAGGGGCAGAGAUUAUUCACGAGAUACAACUGAAGUGUGGAUGAUGUAGAUAGAUAUAGCUUUUGGAUCGAAAAAACCUGUGAGAUGCUUUUAUUCUUUCAGGUCACUCAAAUUCUUUUUGUAAGAAAAAUCUUUGGCGCCUAGAUGGGGGUCCUUCUUCCUUCUUGACAGACUUUACCUUCAAAUGAAGAUAAUACUGCUUGUUUUCACCGUGUAUUAUCACGAUAAUUAAUUAUCGAGAUACCUGUUCAAUGGUUCA
Molecule: messenger RNA, 2836 nt
Organism: Brachypodium distachyon (stiff brome)
Lineage: Eukaryota; Viridiplantae; Streptophyta; Magnoliopsida; Poales; Poaceae
Product: probable xyloglucan glycosyltransferase 7
Exons: 5
Coding region: 377-2440 (687 amino acids)
Cellular component (GO): Golgi apparatus
Molecular function (GO): glycosyltransferase activity
Source: RefSeq, a predicted model, not a curated record